AUGAGCUGUUUAUUCGCUUUUCUCCUGAGCAGCGUGGGCCGUCUAGUACUUGUGGGCCAAGAUCAAAACUUUAAUCAUUACAGUGUCCAUGAUAAUCUCAAUAGAAAACAGUUUCCAGUGCCAAGAGAAAAUUCAGAUAUCAUUCAUUACUCAACUUUAGUCAAACCUGACGGUACAUACCACGCAAUGUACUGUUCAUUUCAAAAAUCAGCAGAUGAAAUAUUGCUCGAGCUAACUAGGAAAAGACCCAAAUUAAUUUACAAGCCUAAUACUGCUGUCGCUCCUGUCGAUAGAAAUGAAAAAAUCUGUCUGAAUUAUAUCGAAACAAUUCCCCAAGAACUUUCAAACCCCCUCAUGUCGGUGCUCACGAGAGGAAAUAAUUGUUCAACUAAAGUCAUUGCUGGACUAGCAAAUAAAAGAAAGAUUCAAGUAGUCGGAACCUAUCGACACUUUGCCCCACAACUGAAAACAAACGUCCCUCUUAUCGAGGCCGAUAAGCCCGUCAUGAUGAGUGACCUUCUAACCAAAUAUUCCUUCUAUCUCAGUAAAAAUGUAAAUCUUAGAUUCAAACUUCUGCUAUGGUACCAAGGCAAUCUGCAUUGCUUCAGCGAAGAAAGAGUGUCUGAAGAGAGUCUCAAAUUUGAUAUUAAUUCGCCAUCCGUGGCACCGAAAUUUAUAGAAAAAGUUCACUGGUUUCUUGAAACUAAUAUUGACGAUUUGGCGAAAAAAAGACACAAUCUUAUCAACUUUUUGGUCCAUUACGCUGGAUGCAUCAGUAAACUCCAGGCCGAUUUUAGGUACAUUACUGGUCAAUUUCAAUACAGAUCUCCAGUUGAGCAUAGAUGGAACUUGAGCAAAGAUUUACUACUGAAAACCAAAUUCAAGCAAGACCUUGAAGCCUGCUAUAGAGCUGUUGGGAACAAGCUAGACGCGUCACAACCAUGGGGCCAGUUCGGUCAUUAA
Molecule: messenger RNA, 963 nt
Organism: Blumeria graminis f. sp. triticale
Lineage: Eukaryota; Fungi; Ascomycota; Leotiomycetes; Helotiales; Erysiphaceae
Source: the annotation of a GenBank genome assembly